Molecule: messenger RNA, 1997 nt
Organism: Salvia miltiorrhiza (redroot sage)
Lineage: Eukaryota; Viridiplantae; Streptophyta; Magnoliopsida; Lamiales; Lamiaceae
Product: probable protein phosphatase 2C 38
Exons: 3
Coding region: 554-1732 (392 amino acids)
Biological process (GO): protein dephosphorylation
Molecular function (GO): cation binding; protein serine/threonine phosphatase activity
Source: RefSeq, a predicted model, not a curated record
AUGUAACUUCGUUAUCUCUUUCUAUAUUUCCUGCUUUCCAUCUCUUGAUCUAUCCCUUGUGCCAUUAUUUGUUAAUAUAUGCAAUUUUUGGCCCUCAGUUUUAGGAAUUUUUUUUUGUUUCAGUUCAAUGUUGAAAUGGGUUUGUUAAGUUGUGGUCUUUAGCUUUGAUUCUUGAUUAUGCUUUUUAAGUUUUAUGCGUUAAUUUUUACUCUUUAAAUUUGAAAAUUUGAAUUGCUUGUUGUUGGUAUGGUUUGUGGUUGUAGCUUAUGUUGUUUAUGUGCAAUGAAUAUUGGCUUUUGGUUUCAUUGUUGUAUACCUCAAUUUAGUUGUUUUUGUUUAUUUAUUUAGUUUUUUUUUGGCAUAAUACAGAUUGGUGGUGCUUACAUUUGUCUGCAUUCGGAAAUUGUGAUAUUGGGCUUGAUCAUAAAGGGUUGAGGUUGGGGCAGAAUUCAUGUCUGAAUUUUGUACAUAAAAAGAAAAGAUUGGGGCUGAGGGUUGGUCUGGUCUGGUCUGGUGAAGAGAAGAGGAAAAGUUGUUGAGUGAUAAAUUGUACAUGAGUACAAUGGUGACAAAUUCAUGGAGAAAGUAUGUCGCCCCUUGUUGGCGGCCCUCGGUGGAGAGUCGAGGGGAGAAUUGCAGCAAUAGAGGGGGCGACCCCAGUGGUCGUGUGGACGGGUUGUGGUGGUACAAAGAUAUAGGACAACAUAUACAUGGGGAAUUUUCAAUGGCGGUCAUCCAAGCAAAUAAUGUAUUAGAAGAUCAAUGCCAAGUAGAGUCGGGGCCGAUGAGCUGUAUGGAGUCUGGCCCUCGAGGGACAUUUGUUGGAAUCUACGACGGGCAUGCUGGCCCUGAAGCUUCCCGGUUUAUAAACAAUCAUCUAUUCGAUAAUAUUAAACGAUAUACAUUAGAUAGUCAAGAAAUGUCGGCGGAUGUUAUAAAAAAUGCAUAUUUAGAAACGGAAGAACAGUUUCUUUCUAUGGUAAAAAAGCAAUGGGAAAUCAAACCACAAAUCGCGUCUGUGGGUUCGUGUUGUUUAGUAGGCGUAGUAUGCAACGGGAUGAUAUACACUGCAAAUGCUGGAGAUUCCAGGGUGGUGUUAGCAAGACUAGAGAAGUCUGGUAAACAGGUGAAAGCCGUUCAAUUAUCAGAUGAACACAACGCAAGUAUUGAAUCUGUUCGGGAGGAGUUGCGCUCGCUGCACCCGGAAGAUCCCAAGAUCGUCGUUCUCAAGCACAAGGUUUGGCGAGUCAAGGGUCUUAUUCAGGUUUCCAGAUCAAUAGGCGACGCCUACUUAAAGAAAGCAGAGUUCAAUAAACCACCUUUGUUAGCAAAAUUCAGAAUUCCAGACCCUUUCGAGAAGCCAAUCCUGUUGGCCGAGCCAUCAAUACACGUUCAGAAACUUCAACACGAAGAUCAGUUUCUUAUAUUUGCUUCGGAUGGUCUAUGGGAACACCUUAGCAAUCAAGAGGCAGUCGACAUUGUUCACCACUCUGCACGCAAUGGUGUUGCCAAGAAGCUUGUAAAAGCUGCGCUCCAGGAGGCCGCAAAGAAGAGAGAGAUGAGAUAUUCGGACCUGAAAAAGAUCGUCAGGGGAGUGAGAAGACAUUUCCAUGACGACAUCACUGUAAUAGUCCUCUUCCUCGACUCCCAUUUGAUCAGUCGGAGCUCGUUUCAGGGGCCGAUUCUUUCAAUAAAAGGAGGCGGGGUAGCACCCGGAGACGCCAACACGUAGACUAGAAUGGUAUAAACAUGUUUUGUUAUUGAUAAGUUUCAUCAAAAGUGAAGAAAAAGGAAAGUUACCAAAUCAGAUGUAUAGAGCUGCCUUUUGGUAUCUCACAAUACUUGAUAUAUGUUAAUGAUUAUGCCAGGAAGAUGCAGAGGGACUGAUGUUCUUGAAAUUUUUCUUGCUCACUGGCAUAUGAAACACACCAAUUUACAGGAAAAACAGAUGAAUUACUGAUAAUGAAAUAAGAAAAAAAUUGAGUCUUUUAUCUGCA